AAUUUGUCGAAAGUCACCAAGUUUCGUUGUAUGGACGUUAAGUCAAAUUUUACAUGUACUCUGUAUUUCCCUAAAAGACGACAUGUCGCACAAGAAAGCGCUUAGUAAGUUUUUAUUCUUUAUUGUAGCAUUUGGCACGCUAGUCAUUUGGUCCACUUUGAUUUUUAGCCGUUUCGACAGACUUGAAACAUCUCAUUUCAGCGUUUGAUGCUAAGAUAAAUUUAUAGCUUUUCCAAAUUCAUGUGUCAGUGGAUAAAAGAAGAGCAAGGAAUUCGAAAGAAUACACGAGAAACUAUUCCCAUCCAGAACAGAAAAUGUAUUUCAAAGGGCGUUAAAAUUUCACUGGAUACUGUACUUACGACCAAUGCAUUUCUGAAGAUGUUGUGGUAGUCAACAUAUGCUCGAAGUUUGGAUAGAGGCCGUGUUUUUCGACAGACAUGCACUAUUUUCUACUUGUUUACUUCAAAUAUUUUUUCUGUAGCUUUGCUUGGCUCCAAGGGACCUAUCUACAUCCUUGCAACUCGAUGUUUCUUUUCCACCGAUUCUGCAAGCAAAGUUAGCAACUUGAAGGUAUUUAUUUCUAUAAUAUCACUGAGAUCAAUAGAAAUCGGCUGAUAGGCUCCUGAACAGGUAACCUUGGUUGAUGUAUCACUUACUGUAGUGGUGAACAGUUGACUGUUGUAUAUUGUUUGGUAGUCAAUCAAAUUAUGUACCAAAUGAUCAUUGGCCGGUACUGAAAGUCAAUUAACACUUAAGCUACACUCAAAUGAUAGUCAGCCCGAGUCUCAAGAGCUUGUCUGCAGCAGCAUGUCUAUAAAAACAUUGAUCAACCUUUGGUCAAUUAAGUUGAUAUACAACCAUCUAUCAGGUCGAUUGUCAAUUGAUUGCUAAGCAACACAUUAAUCAACUCUUUGGGAAUAUAUCCCCCUAGGAUACCUUUUGUUCAUGAAUUCCAUUAUUCAAAGGGACUCAUUUGUUUAGUCAUUAGAAUAACUUUUAUUACUGAAUGACUUUGCCUUUUUAAAUAUUGUGCUUCUUAUAACCCUAUAACCCUUUCACUCCCAAUAGUGACCAAGACAAAAUUUCUCCUUAAAAUAUCAACACGAUCUCAAGUAAACAAGUGAUAAGAAUAUAGAAAAAUAUAAAUUAGUGGAUUAUCAUUUGAUUGAAUACCAAAUUCUCCAAACUAAAACUAUAAGCAGUGUUUGGCAGAUAGUAGGGAGAAUUACUAAAGAGAUCAUGGCAUUGAAAGGGUUAAGUGAUAUACAGGUUUAUAUUUAACUUCUUUCAAUUUCGAUACAUUAUAUAGCAAUCAGCUGGUGAUAAUAAACAGAUGUGUUAGUUUUGAUGGAAUGUGUUAUCUUGACAUUAUGCUAUGGAAACCUGGGUAUGCUUUGGCAGCAUUGGCCCCUUGACUUGAGGACAAACCUAACAUUUUUGUUAGGAAAAUUUUGUAAACCAAGGAAAAAAUGUUUGUGAUGGAGCCAACUAAUUUUCUGUUUACAAGAAAAAUACAGUAGUCUUCAGGAACCACCUCAGGUCCCCUACAUAUAAAAUAUAUCAAAUUUGAUGUUACUUAAAGAGCUCGAGGCUCCAUAGGGUUUUUGCUGAAUAUUGGCGUGUGCACCAACUUAUUGUUUUUCUAGGAAUAUUUAUGUUUCCGCUUUCCUAGGUCACUAAAGGCCAUCAAAAGGGUGUCAAGCAAGGUUCAGACUAUCAUUUGCUUUAGUAUAUAUUAUCAAAAUGAUUUUCAUUAUUAAGUUAAGGCUUUAUGAAGGGAGGCACUUGCCAGAGAUAAUUUGGCUUUGCCUUUGAUUUUCUUCAAUUUGCUUCUGUGAAAUUGACCAAAAUUUUCACAAUUUGUAAAAUUUGUUCUGCAAAUCAUUAAAAGCUGAAAAAAUAGGGGUUUUUAGGGGCAGUUUCCUCGCCAUUUGCAAUUUUGUGUUUUCUUUGUCUAUUUCAAAUUUGGUCUUUAUGAAUUUUUUUUUAUCAAGGCACUAGGAAGGGCACAAAUAUGUUUAAUGGUCCAGCAAAUCUUAGGAAAUUCCACAGAAGGGAACACAAUAAAUCUUGCUCAAAAGAUCUCUAUUUUCUUUGUCAGGAAACAUUUUGUAAUGGGAUAGAACUUUGCUAAGUUCUAUAUCUAAGCAUGUAUACAUUAUCAAAUCUGUUGCAAUCUGUGGCCUUUUGGCAAUCUUUCCCACUGUUUUUUCUUUUUGGUUGACCUCUUUAUUAGGCAUAGAAGGCCUAUGAAUAUUAUGGGUGCAGUUGCUGGAAACACUUGAUUUCAUUACAUAAAAACUGUAUUGUGUUAAACUGUUCUUAACUCACCUUUUCAGAUGAUUGUAUCAAGCCACCAUGUUUAUUUUGCAUGGUGACACUUUUAAAGCUUGCGUAUGUUUGCACCCAGAUCUUGUACAUUAAAAGAACCCUAUGGAGCCUUCCUAAACCAUUUUAAGAUGGAUAGGUUUCUUUUUUUCCAUUACCUUUCUGUUUAAAAAAGUAUUUCUGUUGUGAGAAGAAAUUUCAUAAUUGUCACUCCAAGGGGUAACAGAAUUAACUCAGCUUUCUUCAGUCUAUAUAACAAUAUUAUUGCUCUUCAUUAUUUUUUAGAACACAAACCACUUUGAGUUGGUUGAAAUGAGUGGUUGGUCAAGGGUGGUACUGACUCCUGAUCCAAGCACAUCUUUGGCCCAUUGUGUCAGUGCAGACUUUGACAUGAGUGAUGGUAUUGCUAAGAAGUUUAAAAAGAAGUUUGGGAAUUAUCAGGAUCUUGUCACAAAAGGUUUUGUUAACUUUUUCUUGUUAACAAGGUCGUGUGCUAAAUAAAAUCAUGUUGUUUUCUUUCUGGAACCGUAUAGUGACUUUUUUCAGAAUGAUAAUUUUGUCCUUCCUGCCUUAUUGAAUUGUGAUCUUCAACAUUCCUUUAUGAAUGGGAUUUGUGAGCAAGAAAUGUCUAUGCAUCAUGUCUUGCCAUGUGCCAAAGGGUAGGUAAUAAGUAAGACAGGUCAAAUUCAUCUCAAGAAUGUUGCUACAUGACAAUACAAAUAUAAACUUCUGGAAAUGAUUUUUAGUAAGCCAUGAAAACGCCAGAAAAAAUGUCUCUGUUUGAAAAUAUCUAUGAUCAUGAUUUCAGCCAACUUGGUGCUUCCCACAAAAGGUCCCACACUUACCAAGUACUUUAAUGUUAACAAAAGAUGGAUUAUUUUUUUUGUGAGGUUUGUUUUGUGGUGGCCAUUUUGAAAACAAGUUUGAGUACAAAGUCUGAAGCAAAAGAGGAUCACAGGUGUACUUGAAUACCUAUGGCUGAGUACUGAGCUCAGGGGUGAGAAAUGUAUGGAAACUGCUCAGUGCUACUGAGAAAGGAGUACUUUGUAAUUUUUUUUUAUCUUUCUUGACAAGUGAUCAAACUUUCCAUAAUUUUUUAACUUUCUGAUAGCCUUAGACCCACACAAACUGUGCUAAAGACCUGGUUUGUCACCUUUUUCCCAAAAUCGCUACCACAAAACAGAUAUCACAAAUCAAGUGCAGUGCCUUUUUCUUUUAUUUAUGAAAAGAUACUUCUUCUGCAUAUCAGAGCAUGUUGCACGCUACCCACUGUAUGAGUCAGUUGUCCAUUUCACAUCCAAGUUAUGUGCUGUGUUAAGAAUGUUAUACAGACUCUCCUAUGCUCACAAGUAAAUGUAUAUAAUUACAGGUCUGUAUUUUCAAGAAGAAGGAAAAGUGGGUGACAUUGCUGUGUUGGAGAGAAAUGAAUCAAGCUUUGUGUACUAUUUGGUAAGUUUUUUGUUAAGGGAGAAAUGCUUUAUCUUUUCUCUUCUCUAUCUGGUAGUAAAGUGUUACUUUCUACACUGAGGACCUCUAAAACUUUUUUUCACUGCACUCAAUAGUUUUCCUUCGGUUUUGACCCCUGGUUAAUCUUAGCAUUUGUUCAAAAGAAAAGGGAAAUGUAAAUUUUAGGAUUAUAGUAAUAACAAUAAUGAUAAUUAUAAUGAUAAUAAUGAUAAUAAAAUAUUUAUCUAUAUGGCACUGUUUAAAAAGGUUCUAAAGCACUUUACAAUAACAGGAAAACAUAAAAUUGAUAAAACUAAUGAUCACAUAAGAUAAAAUGUAUCGUUUAUUAAGGUAAUUUUUUUAGAGGCGAAUAGAAUGAACUAAAAUUAGUUAGAGCUUACGAGAUGUGUAUAGGGAGACUGUUCCAUAUCUAGGGAGCACAUAUAGAAAGGCGCGGUCACCGUAAGAUUUUAGGUUCGAUGGAUGAGUUUGUAGAUUAAAGUUGGUGACCUCAAUCGCCUAUUGGGGGCACAGUUUCGAAGAAGAUCACGGAUAUGACAUGGAGCAAAGUUACGUAGAGCCUUAAGUGAUUAGAAGCAAUUUAAAAACAGUACGAUGUUCAAAUGGGAGCCAAGGAAGCUUUUCAAGUAGUGGCGUAAUAUGAUCAUACUUGCGACCACCUAAAGUUAGGCGAGCUGCGCAAUUCUGUACAAGCUGUAAUUUGUAAAUGAGACGGGAAGGAAGACCAAAUAGUAAAGAGUUACAGUUAUCUAACCUUGAAAUAACAAAAGUAUGUACUAAAAUCUUGGCAUGAUCUUUAAACUCAUACUUCCUGGUAUGAUAAAGAUAACGAUUGUGAAAAAACAGGACUUGCAAAUAUCGGUGAUAUGGUGCCCAUAGCUCAGCAUGUUGUUAAACGUGACACCAAUGUUCCGGGUGCACUUGAAUGAAAGAAUAACAAAAUCAUCAUAAAAUCUAAUAAGUAGAAAUUGUAAAGGAGUUCUUAACUCUGAUCAUAUUAUCACGUUAUUAACGAAUUUUAUGUCAAAUGUAUUGAAGGUCAAAAAAUAUGACACUUUACUUUCUUAUUUGUUUUGACUGGCUUGCAGAUCACCAGAGAAAACUGGUGGGACCAUGCCACACCCUCAUCAAUGCGCGGCUGUUUGAUGCAGUUGAGGAAGCAUUGCCAGGAGAAUGGAGUUGAUAAGUUGGCUAUUCCCCGCUUAGGGACUGGAGCAGACAGAAUUGAUUGGCCUUUUGUAAAGAGAAUUGUAGAAGAAGUUUUCAAGGAAACAGACAUUUCAAUUACGGCAUACACAUACAGAUAGACUUUCCCAUGUGGCAUAAAUAAUACUGUUCAUUUACUGAUAUUAACCCUUUAGGCUACAAUAGUGACCAGCAUCUAAUUUCUCCUAACAAUAUCAUUGCCUGAUCAAAUGUACAGAUCAUGAGAAUGAAUGAAAUGAUUACCAAAGAUGAAAUGUCUUGAUGUUUGUACAAAUUUUCUCAAUCAGUUAAAUAAGAAACAUAUGGAGAACAGUGACGAG
Pocillopora meandrina is the source of this 5321-nucleotide messenger RNA. NCBI's taxonomy places the organism in Eukaryota, Metazoa, Cnidaria, Anthozoa, Scleractinia, Pocilloporidae. The record is from the annotation of a GenBank genome assembly.